AUGUCUUCCCCUUUGGCCAUGAUUUUCCAGCUGGGCUGGUCAGAUCUUACUGAUGAAGGGGAGUUUGCCCUCCAGGACUGGCGCAUCACUCUGCUGCAGACAGCGCUGACACUUCUUGCGCCAUGGCACCCAACCGCGCUGAAGGCCCGGGGGCUUUAUUCCGAAGCUGCCCAGCGGUGGUGGCAUGUUGUGCAGCAGCGCUCUGAUGUGCGGUGGGCAUCUGGGCCAGUCUCGCCGCUAAUUCCGUCGCAGAUCCUGCACUUGGCCAUGGUGCGGAGGGCAUUGCUGACUGUUCGAGAGCUUUUUUGUUGGCGUUUGCAAAUCGCCUCCCUGGAGGUGGCUUCUGUAGGCUUCCCUGCGUUUGGACGCAAAGCACUUGCUGGCAUCCGCUCUGCAUUGUUCUUUGCUUCAUGCCCACUGCGCUUCCACCUCAUCGUGGACCAUGCCGGCGAGAGUGACAUGCAGGCGGCUCUUGCAUCCUUGGAGCCGUGGCUUCGCUCCCGAGGCACUGAGCGUUACGAUGCGUCACGUCAAGACUUGAUGUGA
Molecule: messenger RNA, 546 nt
Organism: Symbiodinium pilosum
Lineage: Eukaryota; Dinophyceae; Suessiales; Symbiodiniaceae
Source: the annotation of a GenBank genome assembly